CUGUACUGUGUCCGUCCGCAGUCUCUGGUCAUCUCCUGUACUGUGUCCGCAGUCUCUGGUCAUCUCCUGCACUGUGUCCGCAGUCUCUGGUCAUCCCCUGCACUGUGUCCGCAGUCUCUGGUCAUCCCCUGCACUGUGUCCGCAGUCUCUGGUCACCCCCUGCACUGUGUCCGCAGUCUCUGGUCACCUCCUGCACUGUGUCCGCAGUCUCUGGUCAUCUCCUGCACUGUGUCCGCAGUCUCUGGUCAUCUCCUGUACUGUGUCCGCAGUCUCUGGUCAUCUCCUGUACUGUGUCUGCAGUCAUUCUGGUCAUUCCCUGCACUGUCUGCAGUCUCUGGUCAUUCCCUGCACUGUGUCUGCAGUCUCUCGCUUGUG
Messenger RNA from Staurois parvus, 375 nucleotides. The record is from the annotation of a GenBank genome assembly. NCBI's taxonomy places the organism in Eukaryota, Metazoa, Chordata, Amphibia, Anura, Ranidae.